UUUCCCUCCCCUUCCGCCCAAACACACAGAACCUGAGGCGGUUGCCCUUUCUCUUGUGUCUGUUUCCUUCUCUUUGCAUCGGCGCCGCCAUUGCCUGCCGAAGCAAGCUCCUGAGUUGGAUUCCCCACUCUUCCGGCUCCCCUCCGCUGCGAGCUGCGUCAGUGCCACGCAGCCUGCGAGCCUCCGGAGCCACCGUUUACCACUAGCGGCUACGGAACGCUGUCGCAAGCCGACCGACGCCUUCUUCCCCAUCGUGUUGGCCAUCAGCAUACCUGCCCCAACCACAUCAAAUAGCUGAGAUAGCCCGUGGAUGUAAGCGACGGGCUUUCUCCAGCAAGCUGUGAGGAUUUCCGCGGAUUCAGGUGGCUGCCUCGAGGGCUUCUUAGCAACAGGUGUAAAGAGGAGAGCUCUCGGCGCUGGAAGCUAUUGACAAUGCGGGAACUUGUGACAAUUCAAGUUGGUACUUAUGCGAAUUUCAUUGGAUCUCAUUUUUGGAACUUUCAGGAUGAGUUGCUUGGACUUGCAGAGGAACCCAAUAGAGAUCCCCUUUUCAAGAGUUCAGACUUAGACAUGGAUGUACUUUAUCGGACUGGUGAAACACAAAAGGGCAUUCCUACGUACUGUCCUCGUUUGUUGUCUGUUGGUUUCCAAGGUUCUUUGGGUUCUCUAAAUAUUUCAGGAUUUCUGUAUGAUCAUAUACAAUCACCUAAUCCUGAUGUCCUGACAUGGACAGGAAAUGUAGCUAGAUUGGUAGCAGAACCUCACCCAAAGAAUUUGUUUCUGCAGAGCUUGUAUGAGGAAGAGCAUGGGAAGUUAGAUGCCUCUGAGGAUGAUCCUGCCAGCAGUCUUACGAAGUCGAUUCAAGAUAUUGCUCGGGUUGAAUGCCUUGAAAAUGAUGUUAAGUUUUGGACAGAUUUUUCCAAGGUUCAGUAUCAUCCUCAGAGCUUGUAUGAACUUAAUAACUCAUGGACAGACAUCAACAAGUUUGAUAAUUAUGGAAUCGGUAAGGAUGUUCUCUCAGGAGGGUUGCUGCUAGAAGAGAUGAAUGAGCGGCUGCGUUUCUUUAUUGAAGAGUGUGAUCAUAUUCAGGGUAUCCAAUUUGUUGUUGACGAUUUUGGAGGUUUUUCUGCUGCAGCUGUAGAAAUUCUUGAAGAUAUUGCAGAUGAGUACACAAAUACGCCUGUUCUGCUUUAUUCUGUAAGAGAUCCCUGUGUUUAUGCAAAUGCUAUUAAUCAGAAAUCAAUUGCAAGAGCUCUUCAUGACGCUGUCUCCUUUUCAAGGCUAUCUUCCUACUGUCAUUUGAUGAUACCAGUUGGGCUGCCUUCUGUUAGAAGAGCCUUUUCCCCUCUACUGUUGGUGGAAGAUCAUAAGCCUUACCACACCAGUGCUGUAUAUGCUUCUUCAAUGCACUCUAUUAGUAUUCCAUUUAGAAUGCAAAUGCCUGGCCCUGCUACAAGUUCGACCUUCACUUCUGGUGCUAUGGAUGUUGGGGAGAUUGUUCACACACUUUCUGGUCAAUCUAGGCAAAAUAUGGUGACAAGUUUGGCCAUAGCAAUGCCACCUCCGUCUUUGAUAGAGGAGAAUAAUCAAGGGACUAUUCUCAGAAAUUUACGUUCAUUGACCCCUGAACUUAAAGAGGAUCAUGAGGAUUUACUAGCUACAGAAUCCUUGGUUGUCCAAGGAGCCUUUUACUCAGAUGGUCAUCGAGCAACACUAUCUCAAGUUGAGGAUUCGCUAUGUGCAGCUUAUCAAAGAGAGCCUUCAAAACCGUUGUUCUCCCGCCUUUCUGUUGCCCUCUGUCCUCUCCCGGUACCACUUCCUUUUCCAUCCAUUUUUGGGAGCAAAAUCGGUCAACAUGGUGAGUUAGAGUAUGAUGCAGUUCAAGGGGUUCGACCAAGAGGAUCACUUGAUGUGGAAUCUAUCCCCAUGGCUACAAGACUAAGGUCAAGCUGUGCUAUUGUGCCUUUUUUGGAGAAAAGGUCAGGGGAUCUACGCAAGUAUGGGAUAGCAAGAGGAGCUCCAGGGGCUGGAUUGCUCUGCGGCUGGGGCUUUGAAAAGGACGAAGUUGAUGACAUGGGAGAGCAUCUCGUGAAACUGUUGACGGCAUUUGAUCCUCACUCUGGGACAGCAUCAGACUCAGAUUAGCUUGUUCUCUUCCCCCUCAUGAAUCUGUUUUGCUUGCCAGAAUUGUGUGGAUGAACUUGAGGUUUCUACAAUGUUUUCUCCCAGGAGAAGUAUCAGAAAGACUCUACUCUGGUUUGUACUUUUCCUCAUUUUUGCAAGGUUUCUCUUUGGAUUUUGAUUCAAGUUCAAGUUUCUAUCCGAGGACCAAUAGGAUCAUGUAUCAGAGUAGCUUAGGAACUGUAUCGGAAGUGCAGCACAAGAUACUUUGGGAUCAAUUUACAGGCAAGAUAGUUCCUGCCUGGACCACCAUAGUAGAAGAGGGGCUCUGUCCAGAGUCUGCAAAAUUCUCAGCACUAAUAGCAGUUUUACUUGGUUGCUGUGGGUGAUAUAUGGGUAAGCAUAUUUGUAAUAUCCAGAGAAGUCCUUGAUCCUCGGCUGUCGAAUAAGGCAGCAAAGGUUCCAGAGCCCAUGGCAGUGGUUGGGUGUGGCGAAUCCCAUAUCCUUGGACUAGAGACAUCUCCGCUGAAUAAAGCCAAAGUAGCUGUUCUGCUCAAUCCUUCAAAAAGAGAAGUUUGAUAAUAUCCAACUGGAGUGUCGCCCUAUACCACCCACCACCUCUGUCUAAAGUCCUGAAAAAUGCAUUUUUUAAGUUUGCUAUGAUACCUUCUAGAUAUUAGUCGCGGAAUUUGAAAGUCAUAGUUUACCUUCCAGACUUCUAGCAGAAACUCCUACUGAGGUCUGCUAAAUGUAGAUACUUGAGAAAAGGUUGCUCUGGGCUAUCUCGCUACUUGUUUGGACAAAGCCUGGACAAACGAGGUUGAAGCAGCCUGCUUCCAUCUGAGUUGGUCUGUUCGGUUCGAGAAGUAUGUGUAUGAGUUCUAAAAACAUGUGAAGAUUACAAAUGGAGAUACUA
Molecule: messenger RNA, 3037 nt
Organism: Zingiber officinale
Lineage: Eukaryota; Viridiplantae; Streptophyta; Magnoliopsida; Zingiberales; Zingiberaceae
Product: protein misato homolog 1-like
Exons: 10
Coding region: 433-2145 (570 amino acids)
Cellular component (GO): cytoplasm
Source: RefSeq, a predicted model, not a curated record